Messenger RNA from Diaporthe amygdali, 948 nucleotides. RefSeq lists its product as uncharacterized. Gene Ontology annotation, molecular function: phosphoric diester hydrolase activity. Gene Ontology annotation, biological process: lipid metabolic process. NCBI's taxonomy places the organism in Eukaryota, Fungi, Ascomycota, Sordariomycetes, Diaporthales, Diaporthaceae. The transcript is spliced from 2 exons. Bases 1 to 948 code for a protein of 315 amino acids. The record is from RefSeq and is a predicted model, not a curated record.
AUGUUGCGCUCACUGAUCACCACGGCCUUGGUCGCUGGACCAGCUGUUCUGGGUCAGUCAGACAUGCCACUGUCGCCAGCCUUGCAAAAGAUCAUCAGUGAUGCGGCCUCGGAUCCCAAAUAUGACUACCCGACUUCCCUGACACGAGACAUCGUCCCCAAGGCCUUUCACUCGCACAAUGACUACUGGCGUGAAGUCCCCUUCUACUCGGCCCUGAAGGCAGGCGCAGUCAGCGUCGAGGCCGACGUCUGGCUCUACAACGGGACCCUGCACGUAGGCCACGAGCAGUCCGCCCUGACCGACGAGCGCACCCUGGACAGCCUGUACAUCCAGCCCAUCCUGUCGGUCCUGGAGGCCCAGAACCCAAACAGCUCCUUCGUCCCGGGCGCCACCAAGAACGGCGUCUACGACACCUCCUCCACCCAGACGCUGUACCUCUUCGUCGACCUCAAGACCGACGGCGCCACCACCUUCCCCGCAGUCAUCGAGGCCCUCCAGCCCCUCCGCGACGCGGGCUACCUGACCACAUUCGACGGCACCACCGUCACCCAGGGGCCCGUCACGGUGAUCGGCACGGGUAACACGCCGCUGAACCAGGUCCAGGGCGUCGCGCCCCGCGACUACUUCUGGGACGCGCCCAUCCCGUUCCUCUCCACCAUCUACGCCAAUAUCACCUCUGACGUCUCGCCCAUCGCGAGCACCAACUUCAACGUGAUUUUCCCCGGCGUGCGCGGCACGGACGGGCUUAACGACCUGCAAAAGGUGCUGCUCGCGGCCCAGGUCGCCGUCGCACACGUCAAGGGCAUCAAGGUGCGGUAUUGGGACCAGCCUGGGUGGCCUGUGGGCACGCGGAACGGCAUCUGGAGGUCGCUGUGGGAGGCUGGGGUGGAUUUGUUGAAUGUCGAUGAUCUGGAGGGCGCGGCUAAUUUCUGGGAAAGCUCUGGCUGA